AUGCCUUCCGCGUCUCCGUCGCCGAUGAAACGGCCGUCUCUGAACGAACGCACCCUGUCCACCCAGUCCUUGUCCUCCUCUGGCAAACAAGCCACAGGUCACAAAGUUCACCGCCCGCAGAAGGUCACUAGACAUUCAAGAAACGUAUCUCACGGGAAAGGUCUGAGCAAGCUGGGUCGAAAUCACUCGACCGCAGCCAUUCUGACCGAUCAUCACCACCACCGCAAAAAGUCCAGCGGGACCACACCACCUCAGAGCCCAAAGACUCCUCUCGUGAAGCGAAACAGUUCUCAUGCCGCUUUGCCGAAAAAUCAAUCUCACGGAAACCUUCGAAAGAACCAGUCCGCAAAUGCAUUGGCGCGCAAUCUCUCACACCCAGCCCUAAAGAAGAUUGGUCUUGCUCCAGCACCCAAGCAGAAGACCAAGAAAAAGGAUGGAGUUUUUCAGCUGGGAGAUCAUUCCUCGGAUGAAGAGGAGGCAGAAUGGGAGGACUCCAACACGCAGUCGCCGGAAAUGACUAGGAACAAUUCCAAGACAUCUACACCUCUGAAAGUCGGUACUCCCGAUGACGAAGAAGUCACAGACAAUGGCAUGGAAGCGAGUAUGGCUCGCCACACGCGAAGAACUUCCUCUCCGCCUGCUCCUUCGUUACGAACAAACAAUAGAUCGGCGCCGAAUCUGAGAAAAGACUCCAACAUGUCCCCGCCUCAACUGGCUCCUGAUCCUGCUCUCCUCCACCAACAGCACCGCGCAUCUCGAGCUCCGCCGGCAAUGUCGACAGUAUCUGCUCUCGCAGGACCCAGUCAACUACUACGGAGUGAAUCCUCGAAGUCCUUUACUCAUAUAACUCAUGGUGAAGCGGCCUCGACACAUACUCUCCCGGGCAUGUCUGGGUCCGGACAGGCUGCAGCCUCGUCAUCUGCCGAUGGCGGUGUUUCUCAUUUCCUGUCUGAAAGCGCAGCUCCCUCACGCCAGCAAGUGAUUGACGAAUCUGACGACGACUCUCCGUCGACAUUUAUGGACAACUACAAACCGCAACCUUCGGAAUCUCCCGAGAAGACGAGGACACUGCACAAAGUCCGGUUACCAACCCACCCAUCCAGGACACAGCAGAAGCUUGAGUUGCAACGACGGGAAAUUAUGCGCGCAAGUGCGGCGACUCCGACGACACCCCCUGCACAUGGCAUGGGUCUCAGUAUUGGUUCGUCGACUUCGUUGCAUAGCCGGACCAGCUCCAGAAAUCGGAACAGAUCUUUAGCUGGUGGACGAGGUCUGGCAGGCGACCUGAAAGCGAUCCAAAAGGACUAUGAGAGUGCAGUCAAACAGAUCACCGUAGUGAGGAAGUUUCGAAGUCCGAUCAUCGAAAGUAUGCUUAGACUGAAGGAAGACAAUGCUCUACCUGCCGAACUGGGCCAAGGUUCGUCUGCCAUUCCCACCUCGAAGAGUAGGCCAGCAAGCCGGCGUGGGCCCGGCACAACCACUAUCAACGGGCGAAGUCUCGAGGACAAGAAGCCCGCACUGGUGUCUCGGAGCAGCCAUCGUACUAGUCAGAGCGGAAGAGUUCACUUCCAGCGACAAAGCAGUCACGAGAACAUCGGAGUGACGCCCUCUCAAGGCAGUCCGGACGACGAUGGACGGGAUGACGAGCACGGGCUCAGCCCAGAAGAGGCCUUGCUCCGACGCAUAUGGGAAAGCCGGGGGUUUUACGAGGCUGGGGAUGUGGCGCCACCUUCUCGGUGA
Molecule: messenger RNA, 1740 nt
Organism: Exophiala spinifera
Lineage: Eukaryota; Fungi; Ascomycota; Eurotiomycetes; Chaetothyriales; Herpotrichiellaceae
Exons: 1
Coding region: 1-1740 (579 amino acids)
Cellular component (GO): fungal-type vacuole membrane; TORC1 complex
Source: RefSeq, a predicted model, not a curated record